ACCCUCUAAAUGGGUGGGCCUCUAACAGAGACAGGUGAUAGUAUUGAUAACUGAUAAGGUCAUUCACUGAUUCAUCAUUCAUCUUCUAUCUUCUUCCCCACUACCUCCAAGGCUUGCAACAAAUGUCUCUUUCUUCAAUCUGGACUGCAAUAAUGACGAGAUAUUUGUAUGGGACUGCUUUCCACAGACUACUGGCUCGUGUCCUCUACUUUCCAACACUAGUCAGACUAAUAUUCAAACAGAAAGUCUCUAUCACCAACUGGUACGAUAGGAUCGAUGACACAGUUAUAUUAGGGGCACUACCUUUCAGAAGUAUGACUAAAGAGUUGGUAGAGGGAGAGAAAGUGAGGGCAGUCCUCUCUUAUAAUCAAGAUUAUGAACUAAAGCUCUUUACUAAUAGUUUAAAGGAUUGGGAGAAGAAUGGAGUAAAGCAGUAUGUAUAUCCAACUUGGGAUUUCACUCCUCCUACUCAGAAGCACAUCGCUGACGGUCUAUUUGUGAUUGAUAGGGAGAGAUUGAACAAGAGCUCAGUGUAUGUACACUGUAAAGCUGGUAAAGGAAGGAGUGCAACAGUUGUAGCAUGCUAUGUUAUGAAGAGGUACAAGAUGGUCCCUGAUGAUGCUAUUGAUUUCAUCGAGAGAAAAAGACCACAGAUAAGAAUGAACUCUCAUCAGAGACAAGCAAUAACUGAAUUUUAUGAAAAUUUAAUUCAUAAAGCAAACUGAUACUUUAGUUUUAUACAUGUAUGUGUGUGUGUGUAUUUGCAAGAUGAAAGUAUUGCAUGUUGACUAUUGUAUUAAAUACUUUUGUCUUACUGAAAGAAAUUUCUGAAGUUAAAA
This is a messenger RNA of Amphimedon queenslandica, 839 nucleotides long. RefSeq names its product phosphatidylglycerophosphatase and protein-tyrosine phosphatase 1-like. The coding region runs from base 123 to 725 and encodes 200 amino acids. The record is from RefSeq and is a predicted model, not a curated record. Lineage: Eukaryota; Metazoa; Porifera; Demospongiae; Haplosclerida; Niphatidae. The transcript has 4 exons. Gene Ontology annotation, biological process: protein dephosphorylation. Gene Ontology annotation, molecular function: phosphoprotein phosphatase activity; phosphatidylglycerophosphatase activity; phosphatidylinositol-4,5-bisphosphate 5-phosphatase activity.